CAUUUCUCAAUCAGUAUGACGAGCGAAGAGCCGACUCGAGCCCAAUGGUCUUCGCGAGAGGAUCGAGAGAAUCAACCGCCAAUGCCAGGUUCGAUGUACACAAAGCACUCGACAUACUCGACUUCAAAACAUCCAACAACACACACCCGGACUUCGUACAUGCCUUCAAAAAGUUCUCAACAUCAUCAUCCAGCCUCUUCGUCGCAUCACAACCAUCACCGCAAGAGAUCUGAUGCCACUAAACGCUAUGCAAUCGAAGAUUUCCGUCAGGCCUUCGCACGAAAAGGAAUGGACUUGGAUACGAGCAACAAAUUGGGGCGUGGAAAGUACAGUAAGGUGUACAAGGCUUUCGAUAGGAACAACAAUCGAGUUGUAGCAGUCAAGGCGAUCGAUACCCAGGAGUUGACGACAGAUGUGAAGAUGAAGUUUUUGCCACGUGAGCUCAGUUGCUGGCGGAAGCUGAAGAAUCCGUUCGUUGUGGGGCUUCAUGCACAGUACGAGGCACAGAGUAUGAUCUUCCUGACGAUGGAGUACGGUAGUCAAGGAGACUUGUUACGCUACGUCCAAGAACAUGGAGGAAUUCACGAGCAAAAAGCCGGACUAUUUAUGUCCCAACUGAUACGUGGGCUCCAAUUCAUGCACUCGAUAAAUAUCGCACACCGUGACAUCAAAUUGGAGAACAUCAUUCUAUUCGAUAAUUGCGUCAAACUAUCCGAUUUCGGAUUUGUUCGUAAAAUGGAUGAGAGCGCAUUGUCGUCGACAUUCUGCGGAUCGAAAUCCUACUCGGCACCUGAGCUGCUCCGUGGAAUCGUCUACAACCCAUUUUUGUCGGAUGUCUGGUCGCUUGGUGUUGUUGGAUUCGUGAUGGUCACCAAUAGAAUGCCGUUUGAUGAGAAGAAGCCGAAUAAUGUCAUCGUCGAGUUGCAGAGAAAUCGCCAAUAUGUGAUCCCACAUUCGGUGUUCCUCUCAACAUCGUGCAUUUCUUCAUUCGAAUCAAUGAUGGCAUUUGACACAAGAAACCGUCCCACAUCAACCGAUUGCCUUGCUUUGCCAUGGAUUACUCCACAUAUUGUAAUGGAUCGCCAUUCUGGGUUGGUCAAUCAGAAGCUGUCGGAUUAAAUAAUUAUUGGAAUUUUUUUAGAUAACUCGAAAUAAGAAUAUGGAAUUGGAUACGAGAUGAUGAUAAUAAACUGACUGUGAAUGAUUCUCUGCUACACCAUUUUAUGUAUAAAUGCUUAUUGCA
This is a messenger RNA of Caenorhabditis elegans, 1243 nucleotides long. RefSeq names its product Protein kinase domain-containing protein (gene W02B12.12). Gene Ontology annotation, molecular function: kinase activity; protein kinase activity; transferase activity. The transcript is spliced from 7 exons. Lineage: Eukaryota; Metazoa; Nematoda; Chromadorea; Rhabditida; Rhabditidae. The record is from RefSeq and is marked reviewed. Bases 16 to 1119 code for a protein of 367 amino acids.